Molecule: messenger RNA, 2014 nt
Organism: Anneissia japonica
Lineage: Eukaryota; Metazoa; Echinodermata; Crinoidea; Comatulida; Comatulidae
Exons: 8
Coding region: 1-1449 (482 amino acids)
Source: RefSeq, a predicted model, not a curated record
AUGGCGUUUCUAAUCAUUAUUGACACGCUGGGUAACUGUAUUUUUGACGAUACUGAUAUUCUCAAAGAAAGAUAUUUCUUGGAUAGCAAUGGUUGGACCAUUGAGCAGGUUGGUACUCCUAUCACGUGUCCUGGAUACAUCAAGGCUUGGAAAUGGUUUCCAUCCGAAUCUGCCAGUUUCCUUGGGCUAGUGUGGCGGCCCACAAAUUCUUCUACUAUGGAGUAUGAGGUAAUAGGUUGUACUAUUUUGCCCACUGUUGCUGAAACAAACAAAAUCCACUCAUACAAGCUACCAAUAUCUAAAUGGAUUCCAGUGGAGGCCGGUGAUAUUAUUGGAUUCAAAUUCGACCAGGCUCUUAAUAAGUAUGACUUUAACGAAAGUUCUCCGAUUGAAUUCGCGCAGUCAAUUGCCUUCAGAGACUUCGUUAUUGGUUCUCGACACACGUUAACAGACCAUAAAGGCUUAAGAACCUACUCAUUUAUGGCAAUUCAUGAAGGAUAUAUUGAUAGUCGAUUUAUUUCUAAAACGAAAUGCAAGCGAUUCGCCACAAUGAAGAAAGUUGAACCGGGCGGAAUGUUACAGGGUCACGUGAUAAAAAGUUUUCAGAGACCGUCUGCAAUUUUAUGUGUUGUGUCUUGCGAAAGGGAUCCACGAUGUAUGUCACUCACCUAUGAAAAGGAACACCAAGUGUGUCAUUUAAAUGACUUAAAAAAGGAGGAAACGAAUGAAUUUAUUAUUGCGGACAAUCUUUACUACUACGAAUUUAGUUAUGCGCAUUUUCAGGGCUGUGAAGCUGGUACGGUACACAAUGAGAACACCUGCUGGGAUACACGCGUUUGCAAAUGUCUUGAAUGUGGUGGUGGUGGUUGUCUAUCUAAAGACUGGAACUUGGUAUUCAAGGGCGUGGCCGGAACUGGAUCUGCUAUUUAUACAGGCUUUGUCAAUGGAACUGGAACAUCAGAAACUGAGGAAGCGGCAUCGUUUAAAUCACCGAUAAACUUUAGAUUGCAUUAUAUCUUUGAGCACUGGUCAUUUUUACCUAUCAUGCAAGUGAAAUUAACUCUGUUUUCAAAAUCAGCCGAUGAGUUGGUAUCUUUGAUUUUUGACGGUGUUGAUUCAACAAAAACCUCGUGGUAUGCUGUGGAUAAGUUGAUAACUUCACCGUGGAAGGAUUUGACAACAGAAACCAUAUGCAAUUUUUUCAGCAUAUAUGGCCUUGUUGAGAUUAAUCGGAUUUAUCGUAGAUUCUAUAUUAAUAACAAUCAUGGUGGGUGUCUGAGUGACAUGGGAUGGCUAUUAGUCAUCGAAAACCUUGGACUCGGCUGUGGAUGGGAAAACGUACCGGAUUUACCAGCUUUCCUCUACAGUUCCUCUGAUGUAAAACAGAAAUGGUCUACUGGUUCCAUUGGAAGAGCCUAUAUAAUGACAGUACACAUCAUGUACGGUUAAUCAGCUUUCGGGAGAUUACCGAUAUUCAUAGAUUUUAUAUACACCAAUUAAUCGUAUUUUUAGUUUAUACAACUUCUUAUUGUCAGUAAUAUAUAUUGUACGUGAAAAAGUGGAAUACAAUUUUAUGAUAUUAAUAUUGAUGUCCGAUGAUAAACACAAAUUCAUAACUAUAGUGUUCGUUUAUAGCAAAGAAAUUCGGGAUUGUGUCUAAUUAAUUCACCUCUUGAUUUUGGGAUUUCUGAUUGGAUCAUAUGACAAAAUCUUUCUCUAUGAUUUAAUAACUUGUUUAUCUAUACAUUUAUAAUUAAGAUAGAUUGGAACUGUGACAAAAUUUCGCUUGAAAGUGACAAUCAUGCUGUGGGAAAGUUUAUGUCCAAAUUACCAAUAAUAUAUCAAAAUUUAGUAAACUAAUUUAGGUGUUAGUUGAAAGUUAGGUUGAAACAAAGUUCAGACAUUCAACAGGUUGAAGGGUAUCUAUAUACAAAUUCUAAUAGUUAUGUAGCCACCCAGUAAAUUAAAUAAUGAAUGAAAGUUAAAAAAAAAAAAGAAGAAUUAUGAAAAUUGU